UACUCCGCUGUCUGGACACAAAGCAGCCGCAGCUAUGGAAGAAGAGCUGAAAUGCCCCGUCUGCGGUUCGCUCUUCCGGGAGCCCAUCAUCUUGCCCUGUUCGCACAAUGUCUGCCUGCCCUGCGCCCGCACCAUCGCUGUACAAACGCCAGAGUCCGAGCAGCAUCUGCCCGCCAUGCUGCACCCUCGGGGCCCUGCGGCAACGGCAGUGCCAGGCGCUGGAGCUACAAGCGGGCCGGCCUCUCUGGACUACGAGUGUGGCGCCGGCGGAAGCAGUGGGACCGCUGGCGGCGGCGGCGGAGACCACGCCGACAAGGUGAGCUUGCACAGCGAGACGGACAGCGGCUACGGCUCCUACACCCCGAGCCUGAAAUCUCCUAACGGCGUGCGAGUUUUGCCCUUGGUACCGCCGCCUCCGGGAUUGUCGGCCGCGGCGGCUUUGGCGGGACCCCGCGGGAGCGGAACCAGCUCCUCGCUCACCUGCCCGCAAUGCCAUCGCAGCGCAUCCCUGGAUCCUCGCGGCCUGCGCGGCUUCCAGCGCAACCGCCUCCUGGAGGCCAUCGUGCAGCGCUACCAGCAGAGCCGGGCCGCCGCCUCGGCUAUGGCCAAGUGCCAACUGUGCGACCGCAGCCCUCCGGAGGCGGCCGCGGUGUUGUGCGAACAGUGCGAGGUGCUCUACUGCUCGGCUUGCCAGGUCAAAUGUCACCCGUCCCGUGGGCCUUUCGCCAAGCACCGCUUGGUUCCUCCCCCCAGCCAGCAGCAGAGCGCCCCUAGCGGCGCGGGCGGGGCGUGCGGCGGAGGAAGCAAAGGCCCGGGCGCUGCCCGCAAGUCUCCAACGUGCGCGGAUCAUGAGCUGGAGAACUACAGCAUGUACUGUGUGACCUGCCGGACCCCCGUCUGUUACCAAUGUCUGGAAGAAGGAAAACACUCCAAGCAUGACGUGAAGGCCCUGGGAGCCAUGUGGAAACAACACAAGGCACAACUGUCCCAAGCUUUGAAUGGCAUUUCAGACAAAGCAAAGGAAGCAAAAGAAUUUUUGGUGCAACUGAAAAAUAUUUUACAGCAGAUACAGGAAAAUGGCUUGGACUAUGAAGCUUGUCUGGUUGCUCAGUGUGAUGCUUUAGUUGAUGCUUUGACUCGCCAGAAGGCCAAACUGCUCACAAAAGUUACCAAAGAGCGGGAGCACAAGCUAAAGGUUGUAUGGGACCAGAUAAACCACUGUACUCUAAAACUGCGACAGUCCACAGGACUUAUGGAAUAUUGUCUAGAAGUAAUCAAAGAAAAUGAUCCUUCUGGUUUCUUACAGAUUUCAGAUGCUUUAAUCAAACGUGUUCAAGUGUCUCAGGAGCAGUGGGUGAAAGGAGCCCUGGAACCAAAAGUAUCUGCUGAAUUCGAUCUGACGUUGGACAGUGAACCAUUGCUGCAGUCAAUCCAUCAGCUGGACUUCAUUCAGAUGAAAUGUAGGGGUGAGCUUUUGUAGGCUGAUUUCCCUUUCCUUUUGUAUGGGAUUGCAAAGAAUAGCUGUGAAAGGGAGAGUCAUUCUAAUCCAGACCAAGAGCUAGGGCUCAAUUCUCCAAAUGAAAGUCACUUUUUAGAUGUUGAAUAAUUUCCAUUUCUAUUUCCAUGAUUCCAAGAAGUACAAGUAACAACCUCAAUCAAUGCUGGAUAUCUUAGUUAAUGUUUAAUACUUUCUAUUUGCAGGUAGAAAAGCUUCAGUUGGAAACUAAUAUUCUUUUAAAAAAUAAAAAAUGCUAACUAAGUUAUAAUUUUCUCAAACUCUAAAGCUUUGCUUUGUAGAAGGACCCAGA
Crotalus tigris (Tiger rattlesnake) is the source of this 1808-nucleotide messenger RNA. RefSeq names its product tripartite motif-containing protein 67-like. The record is from RefSeq and is a predicted model, not a curated record. Gene Ontology annotation, molecular function: zinc ion binding. Lineage: Eukaryota; Metazoa; Chordata; Lepidosauria; Squamata; Viperidae. The coding region runs from base 35 to 1480 and encodes 481 amino acids. The transcript has 5 exons.